ACUAAACCAAGUUCUGCGCUGAUGCUAACAGGAGCUGGCGCCGCUGCUAAUGGUAGGGAAUUACAUCUGUUGAUCAACCAGUUUGUGUAGGGUUUGGAAGGUCUCCACUUCCUGAUCACGGCUAGAGGUCAUAGUUCACAACAGUCAGUGUCAAGUGUCAGUGGUAAUCAUGCAGCCAGGAACACUCUUAUGCUGCCUUGCCUUUGUGGUUUUUGUGGCAACAUGUGAGGGUAUGGAGCUGCGUCCUCGCACUACCAGUACACCACUGCCUCCUCGUAGAGAGAGAUUGCCAUACACUCCGGUCCGCAACAGUACCAGGAAGGAGCGACUUCCUUACACUCCUGUCAAACCUACCACACAACGGCCAGGCAUACUCAACAGAGUAACAACUAAGAGGAUCCCAUUUCCCAAAGCAACAUCACCCAAGCCCUGUCCUUGUCAGUGUAACACAACUAACUACCGGCCGGUGUGUGCUGUGGAUGGAUCGGAAAAAGACACCUUCCCCAACCAGUGUCAACUGGACUGUCACAACUGCACCAUGAAUAAGCGCUUCAAGGUAAUUGCUCAGGGAGAGUGCAGCAGAUGAACAUAAGGAGUUACUUCAAUAAAAAAUCGUUACUGUUUAUAAAUUUUAUUUUUACAUAUUUGUACAUAGGUAGUUUUGUAUUUGUUUUUUAUGUGUCUAAACCUCAAAAUACAUUGAAAUAAAAAUGUUUAAAUAAAGUGAAA
This is a messenger RNA of Macrosteles quadrilineatus (aster leafhopper), 729 nucleotides long. RefSeq lists its product as uncharacterized. The record is from RefSeq and is a predicted model, not a curated record. The transcript has 4 exons. Gene Ontology annotation, molecular function: protein binding. NCBI's taxonomy places the organism in Eukaryota, Metazoa, Arthropoda, Insecta, Hemiptera, Cicadellidae. Bases 170 to 586 code for a protein of 138 amino acids.